CUCACCCACUCUCAUGUCUCAAACACCCAAAAAGGUACCUUCUCACCAUCACAACUCCCAAGUCCCAACUACUGCGCCAUUUCUUAUUUAUUUUAGGGGAAAGGACUAAAGUAAGGAGGGUGAUUGACUGAUUGUGUGUUGUGACACCCUUUUUUUUCCCCAGUCCCCACUUUUUAUACUGAAAUUCGGAUGAAGCAGUAAAAACAAAUGGAGUAAAAGAGAGAAAAUGUGAAGCAAUGAAGAAGGAAAAAGUCUUUCCCUUUUCAAUUUUUUUUUACAGCUGUGCAGACAACUCAUUCUGCACCUGCCUUCUUCUAUUCUCUGGUGGAGUAAUUGAUAUGAAGAACAACAAACAACAACAGCAAGUGUUAGGAAGAAGAAGAUAAUAAAAGAUUGCAGCUUCUUCACUAACUACUAAUGAGUAAUGGGAGAAAGAUUCAUAUAUACUUGUAUAUGUGUGUGCAUCGAGAUCUGUGUAUGGUUUUAAUGGAAGGGUUGCCGUUGGCUUAACGAAAAAGCUUUAAGCUUGGAUCAAAACUCUUAAAAGUUACUAAAAAUAGAUUCUUCAUUCUUCUUUUGUUGAGUUGCACAAAAGAAACAAACUCAUAUCCUGCGUAUUCCUGACGAUUUGCCGUUGAGAUUGCUUUUUCCCUUAGCUACUUACUAUUAGGAUUACUCCUAAAAAGUCAAUUUUUGCUCUUUUUCUACUCUCUGUCUAUCUCUUCUUAUCUUCCUUGCAAAUGCAGCUCCAUUCCAUUUACAGAGAAAUGGCUGCUUUUGUUUGAGCUCUCCCAUUUUCUCCUUAAAGGCAGACUAAGAGAAUUGCUGCAACAAACCAAUAAUUAUCAUAUUGAGCUCAAAGUGGAAGACUAUCUAUGAAGCUCUUCUUUAGUUUGACACUCUUGCUGCUCUUCCUCAAUUUUCCACCUUUAAGUCAUGCUGACCUGGAAAAUGACAAGCAAGCUUUGCUUCAGUUUUCUGCUCUUAUCCCUCAUGGUCGGAAAGUAAACUGGAACUCUACUACCCCAGUAUGCACCGCUUGGGUGGGAAUUACCUGCAGCUCAGAUAAUAAUAGUGUUAUUGCUGUCAGGUUACCUGGGGUUGGACUCAAAGGUCUAAUCCCUGUUAACACCCUUGGGAAAUUGGAUCAUCUCUCAAUUAUUAGCCUUCGGUCAAACCUGCUCUCUGGGAGUCUUCCAGCUGAUUUGCUUUCCCUUCCUUCCCUCCAGUAUGUUUAUCUACAAAAAAAUAACUUAUCUGGCAAAAUACCUUCUUCAUUAUCCCCUCAACUCAUUACAUUAGAUCUUGCUUCCAACUCCCUUGAGGGAGAAAUCCCAUCAUCAGUCCGAAACCUAACAAAUCUAAAUAAACUGUUCCUUCAGGAUAACGCUCUCACUGGAACCAUCCCCACAUUGAAUACUCAAAAUCUUAGAUACUUGAACUUGAGCAACAAUCACUUUAAUGGCUCAAUCCCAUCGAUGCUUAGUGGGUUUCCUAAUUCGUCAUUUCAGGGAAACACAGGCUUAUGUGGACCACCACUCAACCACUGUCCUGGAGUUUCUCCUGCUCCUGCUCCUGCUGUGUCUCCUUCUUCAGUGAAUGUGGGUCCUCCGUCUCCUGUUGCUCAUGAAGAACACUUGAGGAGAAAACUAAGCAAAGGUGCUAUCAUUGCCAUUGCAGUAGGAGGAGGUGUGGCACUAUUUCUGCUACUGUUGAUGAUUGUCCUGUGCUGUUUGAGGAAAAAAGGUAGUGAGGGAAGUGGUGUUCUCAAAGGCAAGGGUUUUGGUGCUGGAAGGGCUGAAAAGCCAAAGGAAGAUUUUGGUAGUGGGAUCCAAGAGUCCGAAAAAAACAAACUGGUUUUCUUUGAAGGUUGUUCCUUUAAUUUUGAUCUUGAAGAUCUCUUGAGGGCCUCCGCCGAAGUGCUUGGAAAAGGAAGCUAUGGCACAACUUACAAGGCCAUCUUGGAGGAUGGAACGAUUGUGGUUGUAAAGAGAUUAAAGGAGGUUGUGGUCGGCAAAAGAGAGUUUGAACAGCAGAUGGAGACAGUUGGAAGGGUUGGUCAGCACCCUAAUGUUAUUCCCUUACGAGCUUAUUACUAUUCCAAGGAUGAAAAACUUCUUGUUUACGACCAUGUAUUGGCUGGCAGCCUGUUGGCACGCUUGCAUGUUUCAGGUAGCAAGGAUGGUGAAAAACCACCACUAGACUGGGAAUCCAGGAUAAAGAUUCUGCUGGGAGCUGCUAAGGGAAUAGCUCAUAUCCAUUCAGCUGCUGGUGGCAGGUUUACACAUGGAAAUAUUAAAUCCUCCAAUGUAUUUCUUUCCGAGGAUGUUAAUGGUUGCAUCUCAGAUUUUGGUCUAGCUCCCUUAAUGAGCUUUCCUGCUGUCCCCCCAAGAACUGCAGGCUACAGAGCGCCAGAAACAGUAGAGACAAGGAAAAUCACCCAAAAAUCCGAUGUCUAUAGUUUUGGUGUUCUUCUUCUUGAGUUGCUUACAGGAAAGACCCCGGUGCAAUCACCCGGACGUGAUGAUGUGGUUGAUCUCCCAAGGUGGGUCCAGUCAGUGGUUCGAGAGGAAUGGACCGCAGAAGUAUUUGAUACAGAGCUAAUGAGGAAUCAAAAUAUUGAAGAAGAGUUGGUUCAAAUGCUUCAAAUUGCCAUGGCUUGUGUUUCUAAGGUGCCUGACUUGAGACCCGACAUGGGAGAAGUAGUGAGGAUGAUUGAGGAGACCAGGCAGUCAGAUUCUUCGAGCAGGCCAUCACCUGAGGCUGAGGGGUCAAAGUCUAAGGCCCCGGAGACGAAUACACCAUAAAGUAACAAAGAGCAUUCAUUUGUUCUGAAUUCAUCUUUCAGUGGAAUAGGAGGGGCUACUAACAAAGGACUGUACAUAACUCUAAAUCUGGCAACCUCCUGCUAAUGAGCUCCUAGCUAUUCAGUGAUUCUUUUAGGUUUAUAUAGGCUAGAAACUAAAAAUGCCUGUCAUUCUUUUCUUGUCGGAGUUGUACUUUUUGAUCAGCAGUAUAGGUUUGGGGUUGUAGCUAAAUUUGAUUGGUGUUGUAGCUAAAUUUGAUUCGAACAUACAAAUGUUGUCAUUCUAUUGGUGUUUA
Beta vulgaris subsp. vulgaris (sugar beet) is the source of this 3102-nucleotide messenger RNA. Its product is annotated as probable inactive receptor kinase At5g58300. The record is from RefSeq and is a predicted model, not a curated record. The coding region runs from base 876 to 2807 and encodes 643 amino acids. The transcript is spliced from 4 exons. Gene Ontology annotation, biological process: protein phosphorylation. NCBI's taxonomy places the organism in Eukaryota, Viridiplantae, Streptophyta, Magnoliopsida, Caryophyllales, Amaranthaceae. Gene Ontology annotation, molecular function: ATP binding; protein kinase activity; protein binding.